Molecule: messenger RNA, 2221 nt
Organism: Hypomesus transpacificus
Lineage: Eukaryota; Metazoa; Chordata; Actinopteri; Osmeriformes; Osmeridae
Gene: tfap2e
Product: transcription factor AP-2 epsilon
Exons: 7
Coding region: 202-1476 (424 amino acids)
Biological process (GO): anatomical structure development; regulation of cell population proliferation; regulation of transcription by RNA polymerase II
Cellular component (GO): nucleus
Molecular function (GO): DNA-binding transcription factor activity, RNA polymerase II-specific; RNA polymerase II transcription regulatory region sequence-specific DNA binding
Source: RefSeq, a predicted model, not a curated record
GUAAAGACCGCAACGGCACGUGCGAGAUCUUGACAAAGGGUGACGUUCCAAAUAACAGAACAACAGCAAUAUUUUAGCCGAUUUCCUUUAUGGAUCGAGUAGACAGAUGAAAAUAGCCUGGAUUAUAACCCUUUGGUGACAUCGUUUAGACGUUGACAGCAUCCAUAUCCAAUAUUCGAAUUUGGGUAACCAGCAGUCCAGAUGCUAGUCCACACUUAUUCGGCUAUGGACCGCUCAGACGGACUGACCGGCUCCUCGCCGAGUGGCCGUCUAUCGCAACUCUCCUCGCUGAAUCAGGCCGCAUACUCCACGGCACCACCGCUCUGUCACACGCCGGCCUCCGACUUCCAGCCCCCUUACUUUCCUCCUCCAUAUCCCCAGUCUUCACUCUCAUACUCCCAGAGUCAGGACUCAUAUUCCCACUUAUCGGACCCCUACCCUUCCAUCAAUUCCAUCCAUCAACACCAGCAAGCGGCAUGGCACUCACAGCGGUCACGGUCAGAUGAGGGGGGGCUCUUGUCACAGUCACACCGGGCUCUGAGCCUCGACCCUCGACGGGAAUACCCCGGUGUCCCCCGUCUUCUCCACGGAUUGGGGGAGGGUGCUGCCGCACUAGGAGACGGUCCUCUCGGAAUGCACAUCGGACAUCAUGGUUUGGAAGACAUUCAGGGAAUGGAGGAGGGAUCAGCCCUGGGCAUCCUCGACCACUCUGUCAUUAAGAAAGUCCCCAUGCCGUCCAAGCUGAACGGCUCGUCCCUGUCAGCGUUGUCCCUCAGUAAGGAGGGUCUGGGGAUGGGCUCCGUGUCCAACCCAGGGGAAGUGUUCUGCUCCGUGCCCGGGCGUCUCUCCCUGCUCAGCUCCACCUCCAAAUACAAGGUGACGGUGGGGGAGGUGCAGCGGCGGCUGGCCCCGCCCGAGUGCCUCAACGCCUCCCUGCUGGGCGGAGUCCUGCGCAGGGCAAAGUCAAAGAAUGGUGGCCGCUGUCUGAGAGAGCGUUUGGAGAAGAUUGGGCUCAAUCUGCCCGCCGGGCGACGCAAGGCAGCCAACGUCACUCUUCUGACGGCCCUAGUAGAGGGUGAGGCGGUUCACCUGGCGCGGGACUUUGGGUACGUGUGUGAGACGGAGUUCCCUGCCAGAGCCACAGCAGAGUAUCUGUGUCGGCAGAGUGAACCAGAGCAGCUCCCUACUCGACGCAGCAUGCUGCUGGCCACCAAGGAGAUCUGUAAGGAGUUUGUGGACCUGAUGUCCCAGGACCGUUCUCCUCUGGGGGCGGGACGCCCCAACCCCUGCCUGGAGCCGGGGGUGCAGGGCAGUCUCACCCACUUCAGCCUGCUGACCCAUGGCUUCGGCACGCCGGCCAUCUGCGCCGCUCUGUCAGCCUUCCAGAGCUACCUGGCGGAGGCCGUCAAAAUGCUGGACAAAGGAGAGGGAGGAGGGAAGAGCCACCAUGACAAGGAGAUGAAGCACCGCAAGUAGAGGGAUGGAGGACAAUAGAGACGGCUGGCUUGCUGACUGAUUGGAUGGUUGGUUGACCAGUUUGCUGAUUAGCUGGUUGGCUGACUUGUAUACUGGUUGACUGGCGGGCGAACUUGCCGGCUGAAUUGCUGACUGAAUCCCCCUACCCUUUUUUCCUUCAAUCUAUUUAUGAAAAGAGGACCAAGACUGAAACUCCACUCCCUGUUUGGCAGAGGGAGGUUGUGGCGGCGUUUGUACUGUAUGUGUGUCCACCACACCAGAACACGCCACCUGGCGCACGACGCAAGGAUUCCUGCAAGCCAUUUUUUCUCCCUGGUUUCUAGCACAUCAAACGUCCUGCUGCCAGUAUAGAAAGGUUCUGAUCUGGCAAUGUGUUCCUGUUAUUUAUGACGUUCAAGCUCCCCCAACUGCAUUUCUCACCUCGAUUCUCCCUCCCAACCACUGGCUCUGCAAAUGAUAUGACCCACCUGACUGUCGGGACCAGAUCCAACCAGGGAAACAUCGCUGCAAACAAGAAGCCAUAUCCAGAACUACAACCCAUCCUCUACCAUGCACUUCCUCAUCUGAACUUUUAAACUUCUCACUUUGCUUCAAUAGGAGGGGUGGAUUCUGUAGGAUUCUGGGUGAUGAUGGGUAAUUGAGUUUUUUGGGUGGGUAUGGGAGGGAGACGUGUCAAAGGCAGCUAAGGGAGAAACUUUUCUUUUUAUGAGGGGAGGGUAAAUGUUGGUAAAUUAAGAAAAUUACA